AUGUAUGAAAAGUUAAAAAAAGAUGAAAAUAAAGAUACAAGUGUUGGUAUACCGCUUUAUAACAUAAAUGAAGAAAAUAAUAAAUUACAACAGGAUAAAAUAAAGAUUACAGUUAAGAAUGCAGAGGACCCAGUAGAAUAUAUAGAAUUAAGACCAAGCGACAAAGUUCAUUUAUUAAAAUCCUCAAUACUAAAGAUAAAAAAUAAACCAAAACACAAUUUAAGAAUAAUAUAUAAUGGGAAAAUGCUAAGAGAUGACUCAAUGACUCUAAGCGACUGUAAAUUAGAAACUGGAAGUGUUGUUAUUUGCUCAAUUACCGAACCAAUAGUAUUUUCAAAUCCAACAGUGGCAGCUAUUCCAAAUGAUAAUGGCACAGAUACUGCCACAACAUCACCAACAACAACCAAUAAUAGGGUUCAAAACAAUUCAUAUAUACCACCAGAAUUUGUUAUAGAAAUGGGAUCCAGACAACAGUUAGGUUUGGAAUCACCUCCAGCACAAACUACAACUUUACCCAAUAGGGUUUUUGGUAGUAGUAGCCCUUUUGUAAGAGAUUCUAUCGAGUUGACUUUUGGUUUACUAUUCGGUUUUUUCUUUGGACCAAUUUCAUUAUUUUGGAUUACCAAAGAGUAUCUUACAAGAACAACCAAAAUGGGGAUUGUUUUUGGUGUAAUAUUUUCAGUUAGUUUAUCAUUGGUCAGAUUAUCAGCCCAAACAACCACAAUUUAG
This is a messenger RNA of Dictyostelium purpureum, 729 nucleotides long. RefSeq lists its product as uncharacterized. Gene Ontology annotation, molecular function: protein binding. Lineage: Eukaryota; Evosea; Eumycetozoa; Dictyosteliales; Dictyosteliaceae. The transcript is spliced from 2 exons. The record is from RefSeq and is a predicted model, not a curated record. The coding region runs from base 1 to 729 and encodes 242 amino acids.